GUAGAGCAAAGAGGCAGGCGAGUUUCAACAGAUGGUUCUGGCUGUCCUGAUUCAGUCACAGCCGUUGUUUGAAUGAGAACUCAGAGAGAGAGAGAGAGAGAGAGAGAGAGAGAGAGAGAGAGAAUUGAAUUGUGGGGAAUUGAAACCAAAGAGGGACUUUUUCCCUUUCUCUACUUAAUUCUACCGUAUUUGUUUAUAUAUUUUUCUUUCUGUUACAAAAAAAAAACACAGCUGUGUAGUCAGACUGUCAUCAAGCAAGCCAGCCAGCAAGCCAGCAGUCAAGCCUGGCGGUGGUGAUGGCAGUGGUGGUGGUGUUGUGAACCCACAACGCCAGUCUGUCUUUACAGGAGGAAACCUGCUUUCUGUCAGUCUCCAGAGGAUCAGUGCUCAAGAGCUGACCUCUGCAGUAAAGCACCUGUCCUACGGCUGUAAGACCAAGUCAUUCAUUAUACCUGCAGAGCGACUGUUUGAUAGUUUGCAGAGCUGAGCACCAGGAGGAGGAUAACAUCAGAAAGCAGAGACGAGGAAUCUCUUGAGUUGCUCCUGAGGAAGUGAGCUGAGCUCUUUACAAGAUGGCAGCAUUGAGGCUGUCUUCAGGGCUGCUCCUUGUGCUGGGGGUCAUGUCUCUCACCAACGGCUCGGUGCUCCUCUCAAACCAGCGUCAGAAAAGCCGGGCCCAGCGUGACCGCAGAAACAUCCGUCCCAACAUCAUCCUCGUCCUCACCGAUGACCAGGACACUGAGCUAGGCUCCCUGCAAGCCAUGAACAAGACGCGACGUAUCAUGGAGCGAGGUGGCACCCUCUUCUCCAACGCCUUCGUCACCACGCCCAUGUGCUGCCCCUCUCGCUCCUCCAUGCUGACUGGGAAGUACGUGCACAACCACAACACCUACACCAACAACGAGAACUGCUCCUCCCCCUCCUGGCAGGCACAGCACGAGCCUCACACGUUCGCAGUGCACCUCAACAGCACCGGCUACCGCACAGCCUUCUUCGGGAAGUACCUGAACGAAUACAACGGCUCCUACGUCCCGCCUGGCUGGAAGGAGUGGGUGGGUUUAGUCAAAAACUCCCGAUUCUACAACUACACCCUCUGCAGAAACGGCAUGAAAGAGAAGCAUGGAAAUGAAUAUCCUAAGGACUACCUGACUGACCUCAUCACAAAUGACAGUAUCAACUACUUCCGUAUGUCGAAGAAGAUGUAUCCCCACCGGCCCAUCAUGAUGUUGAUCAGCCACGCUGCCCCCCAUGGGCCGGAGGACUCUGCCCCACAGUAUGCCAACGCUUUCCCCAAUGCCUCCCAGCACAUCACUCCGAGCUACAAUUACGCGCCCAAUCCUGACAAGCACUGGAUAAUGAGAUACACGGGGCCCAUGAAGCCCAUCCACAUGGAGUUCACCAACAUGCUGCAGAGGAAGCGCCUGCAGACACUGCUGUCCGUCGAUGACUCCAUGGAAAAGAUCUAUAAUAUGCUGGUUGAAACAGGUGAACUGGACAAUACAUACGUCAUUUACACAGCGGAUCACGGCUACCACAUCGGGCAGUUUGGGCUGGUCAAGGGGAAAUCGAUGCCUUACGAGUUUGACAUCCGAGUGCCCUUUUAUAUACGAGGACCCAAUGUGGAGGCUGGCAACAUAAAUCCUCACAUGGUACUGAACAUUGAUCUGGCUCCCACCAUCAUGGACAUUGCUGGACUGGACAUUCCACCGGACAUGGACGGCAAGUCGAUCCUUAAGUUGCUGGACAUAGAGCGGCCAGUAAACAGGUUCCAGUUUAACAAGAAGGGAAAGGUCUGGAGAGACUCAUUCCUUGUGGAAAGAGGUAAGCUGUUGCACAAGAGGGACGAUGGUACAGAGGCCACCCAAGAGGAGAAUUUCCUGCCCAAGUACCAGCGUGUGAAGGACCUGUGCCAGCGUGCGGAGUACCAGACGCCCUGCGAGCAGCUGGGUCAGAAGUGGCAAUGUGUGGAGGAUGCUAUGGGCAAGCUGAGGCUUCACAAGUGCAAGCGGAUGGCCAGCCUGACGGUCGCGGGUAAGCUGGGCGUGGCCAACAUGAAGUCUCAGCUCUACAGGAGGAACUCUGGGAACUGCGAUUGUGACAUCACCGACUUCCAAAUGAGUCCAGUCAAGAGGAAUAAGCUCUUUAGCAAGAAGAAGAUGAAGACAAACAAGAAUUACGCUCGGAACCGCUCGUCGCGCGCUGUGUCGGUGGAGCUCAACGGGGAGCUGUACAGCGUGGACCUGGAGGAUGGCUAUGAGCCCGUCAUGCCGAGGAAUAGCAGCAAGCGGCUGUCCGAGGGGGGAGAGGAGGAAGAGGAGGAUGAGGGGUUCAGCGGCACAGGCAGUCUCACCAGCUCCAGCAGCCCCAAUGAGCUCAUGAUACCCUCCUCCAUCAAGGUCACUCACAGGUGCUACAUUCUUGCCAAUGACACGGUGAAGUGUGACACUGACCUGUACAAGUCGCUUACAGCAUGGAAGGAUCACAAACUUCAUAUUGAUCACGAGAUUGAAACUCUACAAACCAAGAUAAAGAACCUGCGAGAAGUGAGAGGUCACCUGAAGAGAGCCAGACCGGAGGAGUGCGACUGCAAUAAGUUCAGUUACCAGUCUAAGCACAAGAAGAAACUGAAGCUUAAAGGAGCCAACCUCCACCCUUUUAGGAAAGGGCAGGAGAAGGACAAGAAGCAGUGGCAGCAGAAAGAGCAACGCAGGAAGAAGAAACUGCGCAAGCUGCUCAAGAGACUGAGGAACAACGACACCUGCAGCAUGCCAGGUCUCACCUGCUUCACACACGACAACCAGCACUGGCAGACUGCCCCCUUCUGGACAAUGGGUCCGUUCUGUGCCUGCACGAGUGCCAACAACAACACUUACUGGUGCAUGAGGACCAUCAACGAGACGCACAACUUCCUGUUUUGCGAGUUUGCCACAGGAUUCCUGGAGUACUUCGAUCUCAACACUGACCCCUACCAGCUCAUUAACGCAGUGAACACCCUGGACCGGGAUGUGCUGAACCUGCUUCAUGUUCAGCUGAUGGAGCUGAGGAGCUGCAAGGGACACAAGCAGUGUAACCCCCGCACUCGGAACCUGGAGAUCGAGGGCAGAUUUGGGAAGGAUGGGAAGGCUAAAGUCUUCGAGCACCUCCACUGGUUAGAACUUGAAACCUUGUACAGACUUGACGAGCACGCCUAUGAUUUCAAACUGAAUUUUAAUGUUAGCCCGGAGGACUGGAUGAAUUUCAGGGCUGUUGUAGAUAGAAUGUUUGCAUUGCUGGGCAAUUUCAAUAGACAUAAUAGCAACCAGCACCUUGGUGUCUCCCUUGUGAGUGGGGGAAAGGACCAGGCAUUGACGUCUACCAGUCCAUCUGCUUCUACGCUUUACCUUACCACCCUGGCCAUGCCUGCCCUCCUCCUCCAGGAAGCCACUGCUGAAGCUCUGAGAGAAGCCUUGGGGCUCCAGUGGGAUGAGAACAGCUCCGACUGGUUUGAGGCCCACGCCUUCCUGGAUGAGCGAGAGGAGAGCCUGGAAGGGAACGAGGAACCCCAAAGCCAAACUGUCAGUUCAGAUGACUUGGAAUGCAUUCCCUGCGACUGCAGCGACUUCAGUUGAGAUGAUUUGCAAGACUUCCUUCGCUGCAGCGCUGCUCAGUCGAGGGGAAUAAAGACCAAAAUAUGCUUUUGUCUAAUUUUUUGGUUACUUUUACCGGACACACAGCACAAUAUUCCCCCCCCCCCCCCCCCAAUGCCUUUAAGGCCAAUAACUCCCCCAAAAUAAAUCUGUAAAGUCCAGAUCAAUCUUACUAUAAUCAUCCUGUUCUGCUUUUGAAAGUCCUAGCACAGCAGGUUAUUAACGUUACAGCUAAUGAACUUGUCCAGGGAACUGUGCGUGUUGUUUCUAAUGGAUUCUAAUCCCCAAUUUGUAAUAUUUGCCCAAUGAUGAGUGAAGGUUUUGUAAAAGGUCUAUACUUUGUUCCAGCCGCCUUAUUUUUUGCUUUUGAUUGUGGCUACUCUCAGUUGUAGUGUUCUUGGCACUUGGAGGUGUUGAGUUCUUUACCAUGGCAGUGCCCAGGGGGAGGGCUAAUUUAAUUAAAGCAAAUAGUAUUAGUUACAUUGUGUAGCACUUGUAAUACAGUAAAAGCAUUUGAAUGCACUUCACAAAGCUUCUGAAUGACAGGGACUGUGGCAUUCAUACUAACAGCCGUGUGGAAUGAACAGAUGCAGAUUAUUAUUCUACUGUAUUUUAUUCUCAUGAUUAUAUCCAUGCCAUUACCUUUCCUGAGAACUGUUCUCAGCAAGCACUUCUUUCAGCAUGGUUCCACUGGACAAUGGAAACACAACCAGGCUUGACGUCAAUUCCUGUUGUUGUGUCCUUCUUAAAAUCAAUUCCCAAUUCAAAUGCCUUCGAAGGAAUUUGAAUUGAUAUUUUGGAGAGACAUCAUAAAUGUUGCGAUUGUUCACCUGCUUUCAUUUGAUGCCAAUUUAAUUGGUUAACAGCGACUUCGAUUUAUGUAAUGUGUACAUGCACAUUUUAAAACCGAACACUGCUAAAUUGCAAUUUUAAUCAAUGAUGUGUUUGAAUCGAUUAAAAAGGAAUGGAAAUUGAUUAAAGGAAAAAGGAAAAAUAAAUAGGGAAUAGGAAUUGACUCCCACCCUGAACACAUCUCCUUGGCCGGAUUCAAACCAGGUUACAAAACUGAUCCUCAAUUACAUUAGAACAGGCCGACAUGACACAUCAGGGUGUUUCUACCAGUGUGGAACCUGGAACCUUUUAUCUUCUCUAUUUCAAUGGACUGUGCCAAACAUGAGCUUUCAAAACAGGGCACUGCCAGGGUCAAAGGGCAGCUAAACUUUCAUAAAGUGGUGGGCUAAAAGACAACCUCGACGUUACUGAUUCCAUACCAGGUGGCUGUCAGCAUACAAAAACAGCACAGGGUAGCUGUUUGAAGCGUUCAGCGUUCAGUGCAUUCACUGCUGCCCAUUCACUCCUUGGAAAUCUGUACCAAGCACAAUACGAGAUAGUCCAAGCCAAAAACACACUACCUUUUCGUGAUUAAAAAAAAUUUAUAUAUAUAUAUAUAUAUAUAUAUAUAUAUAUAUAUUAUAUUCAUUCACGUGGUUAAUGUUUGAUUGCUGUUCUUGGUUACAUUGACUUUGCUAUACUUGGUGCUAUGACGGUCUGAACAAAUAUAUUAAAACUGCUGUAUGUAGAUGAAUGUAAUGUUUUGCAGUUAAUGUAAAAUGUCAAAAUAUAUUUUAUACACAUGCAAAGGUAAAGCCUAUUCAAAAUGUGUUCAGUUUCACCUUAACUAAAUAGUUCCAAAUCAAUGUUAAAUACAUACCGUAAGUCCUGCCCUUGUGGCUUAAGUGGCAACUUUUGAGGGCCCGUUUUUAAAUUGUUUCAAAAUGUAAUUUUGACUUUAAUGCCUAGAUCGUUGAAGUUGAUAUACUACCAGGUCUGAGAAGAAAUCCCAAUAUAGAUUUUGUAUGACCUGUUGAACUGAAUGACAAAGGACUUGGUUUGACGAUUUUAAUAUUUUCUGAGAAGAGCAGUACUGUUUCUACUCCCCUUUAGAUCAUCAAAUGUGACCUCUGAAACUGACAAGCACCUUUAUCUUAAAAGCAUACAGUUUCAAUUAAAACACAGGUCUUGCCUUGUAUAUAAAUAUACAGACUUUGUUUUGUCUUUUUAUUCCUUAAUGACAAUUUGGUAUGUUAUUAGUUUGUGAAUAAAGUGUGGAAUGCCCAGAAAUCCAAUUUCUACAA
Messenger RNA from Acipenser ruthenus (sterlet), 5761 nucleotides. RefSeq names its product extracellular sulfatase Sulf-2-like. Gene Ontology annotation, molecular function: glycosaminoglycan binding; N-acetylglucosamine-6-sulfatase activity; calcium ion binding. The transcript is spliced from 20 exons. Lineage: Eukaryota; Metazoa; Chordata; Actinopteri; Acipenseriformes; Acipenseridae. The coding region runs from base 573 to 3608 and encodes 1011 amino acids. The record is from RefSeq and is a predicted model, not a curated record. Gene Ontology annotation, cellular component: cell surface; endoplasmic reticulum; plasma membrane.